This is a messenger RNA of Rhopalosiphum maidis (corn leaf aphid), 2325 nucleotides long. RefSeq lists its product as uncharacterized. NCBI's taxonomy places the organism in Eukaryota, Metazoa, Arthropoda, Insecta, Hemiptera, Aphididae. The record is from RefSeq and is a predicted model, not a curated record. Bases 234 to 1025 code for a protein of 263 amino acids. Gene Ontology annotation, cellular component: cytoplasm; nucleus. The transcript has 2 exons.
UGAAAUGACGUUUGUUUUUCCACAAGUUAAUAAAUAAUAGUAUCGUAAUUACAUUAAUUAUUGACUUAUUUUAGUUUACGAAGUAUCUUAAAACAACUUCUUAAUUCUUAUAAUAUUAUAGUUAUUUUAGGAUGCUGAAUGGUUAUUUACAUUGUUAUAGGAAAGUUAAUAAUUCUUAAAACUACACAAUUAAAACUUUAUAAGCAGAGACGAAAAAUUUAAAAAUUGAUAUCAUGGAAAAUAGUUUAUUGGAAGCAAUUAAGUCUGGCAAUAUGGGAUGCCAUUCAGAGUUGACGAUCAUACCUAUAUCACAAAGUUCAAAAUCCAACAGUCAAUAUGCAGUUUCUUCUACUUCCCCGCAAAGUACAGUAUCAUUAUCACUAGUACCAAAUACUAGCGGUGGUAAAUCAAAAAAUAAACACUCAUUGCCCUCAAAUGCACAAGGAGGUGCACCUCGCAAGCGUGGAAAAUCUAGUAUGCCUCAAUUAAACCACAUGGUCAAUGAUAUGAACAAUUACAAUCCACUCUUAGACCUGACAAUGAAUCGCAAACAUCAUAACUAUCCUAAUUAUAGUGCUCAAUACGAACAACAAUGGCCAUUUAAUUUGCCGUUUAACUAUCCUGAAUUAUUAAUGAAUUUUAGUCAAGUUAAUAAAAGAAAAUCAUAUGCAUAUGAACAACCUAAAGAAAAGACUGCAGUGAAUUACAAUAAAGAAAACACACAAAACAAAACUAAACAUUAUAAGCAUGAACAUAUGCCUCCACCAUCUACUACUGCAGACCGGAUAUCUGGUCAAUUAGAAAAUGUUGAAAAAACAUUUGAUAUUGAUUCUUUAAGUAGUGAAGAUGGCUGGGCUAAAUAUAGAGAGUUAUUAACAGUUAUUGAAGAAAUGUCUGGGUCGAUACGACCAAUUUAUACAGGUUGUAAGAACUCUACUGAAAGGUUGAAAAAAUCAAUUCAUAAAGCUAAAGCAUUAGUAAGCGAAUGUUUAAAAGAAGUUGAAAAAGUAUCUAGACAACUUUAAAUAUCAUACAUUUUACAGAGAAAUACUAUAAUUAGUAAUCAAAUAACUUAAAACAAUUAUUGAUUUUUUUCUUUUUAUUUGAAGACAGUAGAAAUUAAACUAAUUAUUUAUAAAAUCACUGUAAUAGAUCAAAGAGAUUAUACCUAACACUUACAUAUUUUUAGUACCAAUGGUUAUAGAUAACAAAAUAUAAAUAAGUAUAAUUUAAAUAAUAUGUUUUUACUUCAUAGGAAUUUAGUUUUUUAUUUUUGAAACUAAAAUGAACGUAUAUUCUUUUAAUGUAUUUAGAAUAUUUUAUGUAGCAAUAAUUUUACAAAAAUUGAAAUUUCAAAGUUUUUCUAAAUAUCAAUGUGUUUUCUUGCAAGUGUAUGUAAAAAACAAUUUUAUUAAUCAAGAUCUUAUUAAUUUAAUGACUGACAGUAGUAUAAUUAAGGGGUAGUAUUACUAGUAUUUUUCAUAUAUAUAUAAAAAAAUAUGUUUUCAACAUAAUGGUAACAAAGUGAUAAUGAUAUUUUCUGAGGCCUUUAAAUUUAAAAUCGCAUUUUAUUCUACCAGGGUAUCUGUUCAAUUUUCAUUAUUUUUUGUUAGACUAUUUAUGCUUAAGAAUCAAAUGUUAUACAAAUAUUUUUAAGAUUUUAGUUAUUACAUUUAUUUGUAUUAUUUUUUUAAACUUUUAUGUAUAUUAUACAAAAUAUUUUAUUUAACUGUACAAAGUUUAUACUAAACGGGUAUUAAAUUAAUUAUUUUGUAAUGAUCAGGCACUAUUUUAAAUCAUAUUUUUAGAUACACAAUCUGUAUUUGAUCAUUUUUUAAUUUAAUUUUGGGUAGGUUUAUUAUAUUAGCUAAUGUUUAUGGGAUGAAUCAUAGAUUGUUUCGUUUUAUCAGUAAAAAAAUGAUAAUAUAUUUUUACAACUAUGAAAUUAAGUAUAGUAAUAAUACAUAUAUAAAUAUUAUAUUUUAAAAACUUUCUCGUAUACAAUUUAUAACGUAAAUUACAAUAUAAUAUAAUUCAUCAAUCAAUUUGAAAUGUAAUUUUUUAGUGUGGUAAAUGCCUUUUAGCAUAAUAUGAAUGUUUGAAAAUAGUAUUUAUAGUUAAUUUAGAUACCUAACAGGGUUUACCAUGCUUUAAUUUUUAACGAAAUGUCAAAAAGGCACUAUUGAAUUAAAACAUAAUUAAUUAAUUUUAUAAAUGUUCUAUAAUUUGUUGUUUCUUUGUUGUAUAAGAAAUUUUAGUAAAUAAUAUUUAUAAUUAUUUAUUCCGUGUAAAACCAAAAAAAAGAGUAACUAUUGUACAAAAUUA